AUGUAAUAACCUAUAGAAGAAAUAGAUUAAUUUAUUCUUGGCUUCAAUAAUCAAACAAGCAACUCUUUUAUUUAAUCAAAUAUUAAUUAAGAAAAACUACUAGUAUAAAAUACAAGACUUUUACAAUAAUUGAAUGAAUAAUAAAGGAUGCUUAAUUUACAUAGUCUAUUAACUCAGAACAUACUUUAAAAUCCAUAUCCUAAUCAAUAAACCACACACAAAAACAAAAUGAUUAAGAAAGCCAAAUCUAAUUUGCAAAAUAUUCAAUCUAAUGCCUGUUUACUAGAUUAACCACUUUAAAUUUAAGAAAUUAAAGGGAAUGUUAAAAAUGCCUAUAUAAAGAAAAUCACAUCUUUGUUGAGUGUAGAAGGAGACAAAUUGCUAGAUAAGGAUUUACAAGAGAACUUAGAAGAGGAUAGUUCCUCUUAAGAACCUUCUAGAGAUAAAUAUGGAUUAGCAGGAUUGUUAUGUAAGGAUUUAUUGAAUGAGGAAUGCAAAAACAAACGAAUAAGAUAGAGUGCUAAGAAAUCAAGAUUGAGAAAGAAGGUUUAUGUGAAGUUAUUAGAGAAAAAAGUAUAGAAGUUUGAAUCCUAUUUUUAGGUUCUUGAUUUGGAUCAUAAAAUAUAAGAAUAAAAAUAAACUACAAAGCAAUCAUUUGAAUAUCUGACUAAUUGUUGA
Paramecium primaurelia is the source of this 678-nucleotide messenger RNA. Lineage: Eukaryota; Ciliophora; Oligohymenophorea; Peniculida; Parameciidae. The record is from the annotation of a GenBank genome assembly.